Messenger RNA from Penicillium brevicompactum, 753 nucleotides. RefSeq names its product 60S ribosomal protein uL30. The record is from RefSeq and is a predicted model, not a curated record. The transcript is spliced from 3 exons. Bases 1 to 753 code for a protein of 250 amino acids. Gene Ontology annotation, cellular component: cytosolic large ribosomal subunit. Gene Ontology annotation, biological process: maturation of LSU-rRNA from tricistronic rRNA transcript (SSU-rRNA, 5.8S rRNA, LSU-rRNA). Lineage: Eukaryota; Fungi; Ascomycota; Eurotiomycetes; Eurotiales; Aspergillaceae. Gene Ontology annotation, molecular function: RNA binding; structural constituent of ribosome.
AUGGCCGGUACCACCUCCGUUCCCACCCAGAACCAGGUCCUCGUUCCCGAGACCCUUCUGAAGAAGCGCAAGUCCCAGGAGGCUGCCCGUGCUGAGAGCCGUGCUGCCGCUGAGGCCACCAAGAAGGCCAACAAGGAGAAGCGUGGUGUCAUCUUCAAGCGUGCCGAGUCCUACGUCCAGGAGUACCGCAACGCUGAGCGCGAGAAGGUCCGCCUCAACCGUGUUGCCCGCCAGGAGGGUAACUUCUACGUUGAGGAUGAGCCCAAGCUGGUCUUCGUCGUCCGCAUCAAGGGUAUCAACAAGAUCGCCCCCAAGCCCCGCAAGAUCCUCCAGCUCCUGCGUCUCCUCCAGAUCAACUCUGGUACCUUCAUCCGUCUCACCAAGGCUACCCAGGAGAUGUUGACCAUCGUCAACCCCUACAUUGCCUACGGUUACCCCAACCUGAAGUCCGUCCGUGAGCUUCUCUACAAGCGCGGUUACGGAAAGGUCGACAAGCAGCGCACUCCCUUGACCGACAACCAGAUCAUCGAGGAGCACCUCGGCAAGUUCGGCAUUGUCUGCAUGGAGGAUCUCAUCCACGAGAUCUACACCGUUGGCCCCAACUUCAAGCAGGCCAACAACUUCCUGUGGCCCUUCAAGCUCUCCAACCCCAACGGUGGCUUCCGCACCCGCAAGUUCAAGCACUACAUUGAGGGUGGUGACACCGGUAACCGUGAGGAGAACAUCAACGGUCUCAUCCGCCAGAUGAACUAG